AUGCCGUUAAAAUGGAAAAGCGGUUCUCCUGUCAGCUGGAAAUUCCCAGUGCCAGUUCUUAAGACAUCCAGGUCCUCACCCCUUUCGCCUGCCUACAUCCACCAACACUCCUUUGUGGUUUGGACAUCUCACUCUCUCCUCGGUGCCUGUCCGACUUACCACCUGACGGGAUCCCUCGUGGAGGACGACGACGCUCACAUGAAAGUUGCUCUGGGCUAUGGUGACAUGGGCGUCUCUGCUCACCUUCAGGCAUCAAAGACUGGAAACACGCGAUUUUUCACAAGCAACACACACAGCUCAGUGGUUCUUCAGGGAUUCGACCAGCUGAGGAUAGAGAAUUUACUAUGUGACGUCACGCUGGUGGCUGGGGACGGCGAUGAAGCUUUCCCCGUACACCGCGCCAUGAUGGCCUCCUCCUCCGACUAUUUCAAAGCCAUGUUCACAGGUGGAAUGAAAGAGCAGGAUUUAAUGUGCAUAAAGCUGCACGGCGUUAACCGAAUAGGCCUGAAGAAAAUCAUCGACUUCAUCUACACGGCCAAGUUGUCGCUCAACAUGGAGAAUCUGCAAGACACGCUGGAGGCGGCGAGCUUCUUACAAAUCCUCCCUGUGCUGGACUUCUGCAAGGUGUUUCUUAUAUCUGGGGUUUCUCUUGACAACUGUGUAGAGGUGGGGCGCAUCGCCAACACGUAUAACCUCACAGAGGUGGACAAAUAUGUCAACAACUUCAUCCUGAAGAACUUCCCCUCACUGCUGAGCACCGGAGAGUUUGUCAAGCUGCCAUUCGACCGGUUGGCUUUUGUGCUGUCCAGCAACAGCUUGAAACACUGCACGGAGUUGGACUUGUUCAAGGCCGCGUGCCGCUGGCUGCGCUACGAAGACGUUCGUAUGGACUAUGCCGCUAAGCUCAUGAAGAACAUCCGCUUUCCUCUCAUGAACCCACAAGAACUCAUCAAUCACGUGCAGACAGUGGACUUUAUGCGCACGGACAACACAUGUGUGAACCUUCUCCUGGAGGCUAGCAACUACCAAAUGAUGCCCUACAUGCAGCCGGUGAUGCAGUCAGAACGGACAGCCAUCCGCUCGGACAGCGCCCACCUGGUCACGCUGGGGGGGGUCCUCCGCCAGCAGCUGGUCGUGAGUAAGGAGCUGCGGCUCUUUGACGAGAAGGCUCACGAGUGGAAGGCGCUGGCCUCCAUGGACGCUCCCCGCUACCAACACGGCAUCGCAGUCAUCGGCAACUUUCUCUACGUGGUGGGCGGCCAAAGCAACUACGACACCAAAGGCAAGACGGCAGUGGACACGGUGUUCCGGUACGACCCCCGCUACAACAAGUGGAUGCAGGUGGCUUGCCUUAAUGAGAAGAGAACCUUCUUCCACCUCAGUGCACUCAGGGGACACCUCUACGCCGUCGGUGGAAGGAACGCCGCCGGGGAGCUCGCUACUGUGGAGUGCUACAACCCAAGGACAAAUGAAUGGACAUACGUUGCCAAAAUGAAUGAACCGCAUUAUGGCCACGCUGGGACGGUGUACGGGGGUUAUAUGUAUAUUUCAGGGGGAAUCACUCAUGACACUUUUCAGAAGGAGCUGAUGUGCUUUGACCCAGAUGCGGAUAAAUGGACUCAGAAAGCUCCCAUGACGACGGUGCGCGGCCUCCACUGCAUGUGCACGGUGGGCGACCGGCUCUACGUGAUCGGGGGCAAUCACUUCCGGGGAACCAGCGACUACGACGACGUGCUGAGCUGCGAAUAUUACUCCCCGGCUCUCGACCUGUGGACUCCUAUCGCUGCCAUGUUGCGAGGCCAGAGCGAUGUGGGCGUGGCCGUGUUUGAGAAUAAAAUCUAUGUGGUGGGCGGAUACUCGUGGAACAAUCGCUGCAUGGUGGAAAUAGUACAGAAGUACGACCCCGAGAAAGACGAAUGGCACAAAGUGUUUGACUUACCCGAGUCGCUGGGCGGGAUCCGAGCCUGCACACUCACAGUUUUCCCCCCCGAGGACCUCUCGUGCUCGCCCUCCAGAGAGUCGCCCCUCUCAGCACCUUGAUGAGUAAAGGGGGGCGGAGCCGUGUUUAGCUCGUAACCCCUCGCCCACCUAACCCCCUCAAGAAACACUCCUUAUAGACAUUGUUUGCACUUCCUCUUCGGACUACAUCUGUACUGCAUCCCUAAGUAUCCCCCAGUCCACCCCCCCUGAAGCUGUGCAGAACCCCCCGCCCCUAAGUGAUUCAACCCACGUACCGACAGUUUGGCAACCUAAUUACAUGUUAAUGUUGCAUACUCGGUAUGUUUUUGGCAGGAAGUACCUUGACUUGAAAAGUGACUUUGCAAAUCAACUUUUCUACCUGAUGUCUUCGGUUUUUCGGUCUCGUUUCCUUAGGCGUUCUACCUUGAGAUGUUGACUACCGCACUGACUCUCUCUUCUAGUCUAUGCCAGGUUAGAUGCAGCAGGUGACUCCUGCUCCCAGCAGCGUAGGGACGCACGAGCUCCGAAACACAGCCAGUUUUUAACUCAGGGGUUGGCCCAGGCCCCAUCUACGAUGCUCCAAUACAGUUUCACUUCUUUCCUGCUAUUGCUAUGAAACGGUUAACAAAAUGGUGUUUUCUAAAUUGUAAUAAACAUGAUUUUAAAAGUAGUUUAAAUGUUGUCAUUACUGACUGCAGCAGACUCAGGCUGACAAGUUGUUUGUAUGUGGGGAAAAAACUUCUCCAACGUGCACAUAACCUCAUGCUUAGCAUUGCAUUGUUUAACCCUAACCUGAUACAGUCUGGCUUUAACAUGUUGACUGUUGGCACACAUGACUGUAAAUGUUGACGAAGCAGGUAUAAAAACAAAUGUCUUUUUUGAAGGGGCUGUAUUCUGCUCAUUUUCAGGUUCAUAUUUGUAUUUUGUUCCUCUACUGUGACGUGUCUCCAUGCUUUAUUGUUCAAAAAGCUCUUUAUUUUUCUCAUACUGCCUGUGCUGCAGCACCUCUUUUCACCCUCUGUCUGAAACCAGAGCCCAGUCUGCUCUGAUUGGCUAGCUGGCCGGCUCUGUUCUGAUUGGUCAACCGCAUAGAGAUGUCCCGCCCCAUUGCCUAUCAAAUACAAUGUGUUUGAGUGGUAGCCAAUAUAAUCGCUUGUGUGAAAUAGUGAUGUCAGAAUGUUACCGAAAGCAAAGGAGUCCAAUGGCGGCGGUUCAGGCAUGAGGGAGGAGGGAGGAGGAGGAGUGUGUGUGUGGGGAAAUAACUCCUGGAGGGGACUUUUGGAUUUGAGCCUUUACAGGCCAUUUACAUGCUCAAAGACUAUCUACAGGAGAGGUAGAACCCCGUGUAGAAAAACACUGUUUUGAAACUUGUGAAGGAACAUCUUCCAUAAGUAAGGAAUAAUCACUUUAUCUUACAUAACAAUAAAUGUCAUUUUUAACAUAUAA
Molecule: messenger RNA, 3405 nt
Organism: Gymnodraco acuticeps
Lineage: Eukaryota; Metazoa; Chordata; Actinopteri; Perciformes; Bathydraconidae
Gene: klhl13
Product: kelch-like family member 13
Exons: 8
Coding region: 1-2040 (679 amino acids)
Biological process (GO): protein ubiquitination; regulation of cytokinesis
Cellular component (GO): Cul3-RING ubiquitin ligase complex
Molecular function (GO): cullin family protein binding; ubiquitin-protein transferase activity
Source: RefSeq, a predicted model, not a curated record